GCUGCCUCUAGGUGGCAGCGUCGCUUGUUUUAUAUCUGUAUUUUACAUUAGAAGUAGAAUCACGAGGCGUCACUGUGCUACUUCCGGGUUUGGGUUGGUAAGAAAUGAUAAACUUAAGAAGAACUUAAUAAACAAGAAUGGACAAAGUGAUACCCUUGUCACGGUGGAGAUAUGUUCAUUUUAGUUUAUGACACCAAGGUGGCAUCUGAUCUGUACAGCACAAAAUAAUGGAAGAUCCUGAAUUAGAUAUGGAAAUAGCCUCACCACCAGGCAGUUUUCUGGAAGAAGAUGCUUCAGCCAGCAUAGAAAGCCCACCUAUUGAAGAGUUGGAGGAGGAAGAGGAGGAUGAAGAUCUGUACUACAUCCCGGAAAGAAGACCCUCUCUGGACCUCGGGCCAAGUCCUAUGGAAACAGGCGCACUGCUUUAUGUGGAGCGGCCAGAGUCUCCAGCUGCAAGUUACAUGUCAAUAAGAAGUGAAGGCAUUGGUAGUUCUCUUAACUUGUCUGAAGAUACUGGAUCACUUACAAGGAUUCAUCUAGAAAGAACAGACUCUUUUUCUACCUGUUACUCUGUGGACAGUGAUGAUUGUGAAAUAAGGAUAUUAAAGGGUAAAAAUCAGGAUGGUGCAGACGAUGAUGAUACUUUACCAGAGUUAAAAGAAAAUCUCACUGAGGUUCUUCAUCCUUCUGUGACCAUACCAUUUGUUUUUAAGGCCAUUUGUGAAGUCCUCAAGCAGCUGAAACCAUUGGGUCUUGACGCCUUUCGGAGGUCUUUGUGGCAGCGUUACCCACAAUCCUUCAGCACCUCUCUACAAAACCUGGAUAUUGUGGACAUAGUGGACCGGAUGCUUGAGUGCUACAGCCUACGUGUGUCUUUGCAAAUUACCAAGACCCUGCUGCAAGAACUUGAACUAAAGAGGCUGGUUGAUUUCCUUGAGAAUUUAAAAAUACAAAAUGAAGUGCGCUAUGAAUUAAGUGAGAGAUUCAAGAAGAUUUAUGGAGUAAUUGAAUGUUCAGGGGGAGAUAAACCUUUGGACAAAGUCCUCACAGAUGUCAGUAUUAAAUCAGUGCGCGACAAUGGUCCCAACAUUGAACAUGAAGUGAUGUCGAUACAAAAACCAGAAACUAUGGAAGGCAAAGAUCUAAGUAUUAAGGACAUCUUCAGCACUGACUUCAUUGAGAAGCACAAUGAACAGCUGAUUUUAUUAUAUGGAAAUGCUGGAUCUGGGAAGUCAGUGGUCAUCAGGAAAUUAAUUCAUGAUUGGAGUAAUCAGAAAACUCACGACCACAUUACACUAAUGCUUCCGUUACCUUUAAAGGAACUAAAGCAAAAGGUCAGAGAUACUGACUUUUCAUUUUUAGACAUUUUACAUUCAUUUUACCCUGAAACCGAAAGACUGAAAGUUGAGGACUACAGUAGCAAAGAUUACAAGAUCAUGUACAUAUUUGACGGUCUUGAAGAAAUUGCCGAGGAUAUCAACUUUUCAAAUGCACAGCUUGUUUUCAACAUCCAAGAACCUGCUAAACUAAAUGUUCUGAUUGCAAACAUCCUUAGAGGCCAAUUACUGAAAUUUGGCUACUGUUUGUUCGCUUCUCGGCCACUGGUGGACUACUGCAUCCCCUGGGACACGCAUCACUUUGUGUAUGAGGUGCUUGGCUUUAAAAUGGAAGAGAGAGAGGAGUACUUCAAGAAGAGGUUUAGAGAUCAGAGUCAAGCUGGUCAUGUCAUUGCAUACAUCAAGUCCUCCAAAACCCUCCACAUUAUGUGCUAUCUGCCAUUGUUCUGCUCAUUAUUGUCUGAUUUGUGCCAAAGUGUAUUUACCAAACAGGACCCACAGGCAGAACUACCCAAAGGAAUCACUUGCAUGUACACAAGGCUGUUUCUAGCACUUAUACAUGACUAUCGGAAGGACCGAAAAGUCACCAUUGACAAGCUUAAAUUCAUUAUGGCACUUGGGAGACGUGCCUUCACCAUGUUGGAAAAGGGAGAGCAUUUUCUGAGCAUAAACUACCACAAAGAUGAAGGGGAACCAGUGGAUGACUUUGAAGCAGUGACUUACAGUGGCCUGGGCACUUUGUUCUACACAAAACCACUUUUGUAUGUAGAGGAGAGGUUGUUCAGCUUUCUCCACCCCACCAUGCAGGAAUAUGUUGCAGCCCUCUAUGCAUUUCUCACAUUUGUGAACGAGGACAAGAACAUUUUUGAGCCACCAAAAAGCAAAAUGACAUGGAAGCGCAAUAAGAAAGGCUGUUUGGAUUUGUACAAGUAUGCAUUGGAGAGAAGCUUGUCUUGUGAAGAUGGUAAACUGGACAUUUUUGUGCGUUUCUUAUUUGGUAUGUCCAAUGCAAAAAACACAGAACUCAUCCAACAAUUUUUCAAUCACACUGUGACAUGGAAAUCAGUUGCAAAAGAGGCUGAGGCGCUUAUUAAGAAGAAAAUGUCAGAAACCCAGAAUCUAGCAAGGGUCAAAAACUUGGAGAACUGUUUAGUAGAGCUUAUGUAAAACAAGUCCAAGGCA
This is a messenger RNA of Periophthalmus magnuspinnatus, 2519 nucleotides long. It is a transcript of the gene nlrc3l1, whose product is annotated as NLR family, CARD domain containing 3-like 1. The record is from RefSeq and is a predicted model, not a curated record. Lineage: Eukaryota; Metazoa; Chordata; Actinopteri; Gobiiformes; Gobiidae. The coding region runs from base 228 to 2504 and encodes 758 amino acids. The transcript is spliced from 7 exons.